AUGACAUCUAACAAACGCGACGAUCUUCCUCCUGCCGAAGGAGAAAGUGAGCCCAAACGUAUUCGAGCGGACGAUGAAGAGAAGCAAGAAACCAAGAAGGAAGAAGCUCCACGAAGGCGCCGUGAUUGGCUCUCGUAUUCGGGUCGACGACAACCAAGAGUGGGUGACGAAUUCCAGGCUACGACGUUGCCCAAGGUGGCAGACUCUACUACCAAUGAGGCGCCGGAAGCAGCAAAUAAUAAUGAAGAAGGAGCAACAAUCAGCAAUGAUGGAUCCAAGGAAGAAGAGGACCCCACUUCUUCUACUGCUUAG
This is a messenger RNA of Seminavis robusta, 312 nucleotides long. Lineage: Eukaryota; Bacillariophyta; Bacillariophyceae; Naviculales; Naviculaceae. The record is from the annotation of a GenBank genome assembly.